Zasmidium cellare ATCC 36951 is the source of this 1605-nucleotide messenger RNA. RefSeq lists its product as uncharacterized. The record is from RefSeq and is a predicted model, not a curated record. The coding region runs from base 1 to 1605 and encodes 534 amino acids. The transcript has a single exon. NCBI's taxonomy places the organism in Eukaryota, Fungi, Ascomycota, Dothideomycetes, Mycosphaerellales, Mycosphaerellaceae.
AUGUUCCAGAUUUACGCAAACUCAUAUUGCAACAUCUCGGCAACCGCGGCGAUUGAUGCAACAACAGGUCUCUUCUUCCCGCGUGACUCGCAAUACCUGUGGGAGGAUGAAAUCAACCUCAACACAGAUGGUUUACUCCGAGUUCAAAGAUAUCAGAAGCAAGCAAAGCUGCCGCGUGGUUAUACUCCACUUGUGCGGCGAUGUGAGGUCUUCGAUCUUGCGUUCUGGGACCGGCGAGUGGAGAGCUCACCUGUCAAUCGACGGGCAUGGGUAUUGCAAGAACGGUUACUGGCCCCGAGAGUGCUGCACUUUUGUCAGGAUCAGAUCGCUUGGGAAUGUCCGGAGCACGAUGCCGCUGAAUCUUUUCCUGAUGGUCUGCCAAAUUUUGAGCUCAGAAAUGGGAAAAUUGAACAGAAGGUUCGAUUGAAGGGCUUGCUAUCUUAUCGACUCACAGAAAGUGACUUUGGCGAGCAAGUCCUCAUAGAUCCAGAACAGACCUCUGAGAUGGUACACGAUCAUUGGAAUUUUGUGGUCGAGCGCUAUUCAACCACGGGCCUCUCCUACGAAGCAGACAAACUCAUUGCACUUGCCGGAAUUGCGGAACUGAUGGCGAACCGGAUUGGUGGCAAAUACUUGGCGGGAAUGUGGACGAGGUACCUUGCUAGCCAGCUCACGUGGCGCGUGAAGACAGCAUAUGAGAAUGGACGUCUGCUGUAUCCAUCAAGGCGGCCGAAGACCUACCGUGCUCCGACGUUCUCCUGGGCUUCGGUGGACGCACCACAAGGCGUGCAGUUUGAGGCCACCAAAAGGCAGAGAGAGCUUCACAUCUCUGUGCGGAGGUUUGAAACACAUCCACAAACAAUGAGUCCCUUCGGACCACUGAGCAUGCCCGGGAACCCACACGAUACGUCUGAGGUAUGUUUCGUCGACAUCGACUGCUCAAUGACGCCAGUCACGAUAGAAUUGCGCGACUCCGAAGGUAACCCAGCACAUCAUUGUAAGUUUUGGCGCGAGUUAGAAGGGUCUUACCUUGAGGACGCCCAAGAGGCCGCACCACUAUUCAUUGGCCGGCUUCUCGACCAUGCAGAUGUUGCCGACCGACAGCGUGGCUCGGUUGGGAACAACACAGACCUUGAUCAAGUUGCUUCGCUGCAUGAAGUGCCCUUCCACCCUACUAACAGCAACACCGAGCAAGUCCAGGCAGGUGCCGGAAGGGAAGCAUCGUCUGCGAAUGCACAGUCAACCUAUGACAAUGACACGACCGGACAACGAGAACGUCUAGUAGAAUAUGCAACACGUGCACUAAAGCUUCGACCGCCCCGAAUCCCGUACGUGGAAGCCAAGCCAACUGUAGGGGUGUAUCUGGAUUGUCCCGAAGACGACGGUGACGAGCUGGAGAAUCCUGAGGCCGAAAGCUACUGUGUACCGGCGUCAACGAAUUCGGUUGGUGAUUUGAUCUGCUUGCUUGUCCAGCGAGAACGGCAGUCCCAAAAAGAAUUAUAUCGUCGUGUAGGGUUGCUCACGUUCCCAGCGUUUCUCCCAGGUGAUCAAGAGGUGGUUUUGGAGCAAGCCAGGAGACAUCAAGCUCAGAUACGGUUGAUAUGA